GGUUUACAAGUUUCGUUGUAUGAUCACAUGAUAGUUGUCAGUAAACAAACGGGAGUAAAAUGGCGGAUGAUAUUUUGCCUCUCUUGGGCAGGCAGGAUGAUAAUUAUAAUACUUCUGAUGAUGAAGAAAGAAUGGAUGAUGAAAAUGAAGCUGCUAAUCAGAAUUCAGAGCAAAAUAAUCAACCGAAUGUAUCAUAUGAUACUUCACUUCCAACACAACAUUCUUAUUUAGGUACAGAUUUAGAAGAAUUGAGUGGGCGUACUGUUUUGGAUGACAACAGUUGUCAGUCAUUGCCUCUCCUUGCUUUACGUGGAGUGGUUUUGAUACCUGGUCAAACAUUACCUCUUCAACUUUUUCAGUCAGCAACAGUUUCAAUGAUGAAACAUAUUAUAGAAAAAGAUCGAACUUUUGGAAUGGUCAAUUUAAGAUCAGCAGGCUCAACUUCAGGAGGCCAGCCAUUAGCUUUAGUUGGAACUACAGCUGAAAUUAGAUCAUAUGGAGAGGAAAACCUUGAUCAUUUAAGCACACUGCGUGUAAAAGCUGAAGGCAGACAAAGAUUUCAAGUUUUAGAAACAAGACGUCAAGCAGAUGGGAUUCUUAUAGCAAAAGUUAAGAUUUUGCCAGAGAUAGUAUUAGAGGAUCCUGGUUGUGGAGCAAGAUUGGAAUCACUUGAUCGGUAUCGAAUUCCACCUCCACCUAAUUUAGAUCGUAUCACUCUACAAAUGCAGAGACUUGGCAAUACUUGUGUUCUGCUUCCCAAACCAAAUCGAAGAAAGUAUAACAGACAUGAUUUUGCAAACUAUACUUGGUGGCCUCCAUGGGUAUAUAAACAAUAUGAUUGUGAAAUUCUGAUGAACAGAAUAAGAAAUGAACUUCAAGGAUGGAAUCAUACAGAAGGUAUCCCACAGAAUCCUACAGAGUUUUCUUUUUGGGUUGCUGGUAACUUACCUCUAGAUGAUACUCUCCGAUUAAAUCUUCUUGCCUUCAAUAGUGCCAUUCAAAGAUUAAGAUAUGAGUUAAGCAUUCUUGAAAAAGUAAGUAUAAUAUAUUUAUAUUGAUGAUGAUACUUUUUAAUCAAAAAUAUAAAUGAAA
Centruroides sculpturatus (bark scorpion) is the source of this 1092-nucleotide messenger RNA. Its product is annotated as protein cereblon-like. The record is from RefSeq and is a predicted model, not a curated record. Bases 60 to 1058 code for a protein of 332 amino acids. NCBI's taxonomy places the organism in Eukaryota, Metazoa, Arthropoda, Arachnida, Scorpiones, Buthidae. The transcript has 7 exons.